AAGACAGGCUACUGAAGUCCGUCUGCUUGCUUGUGUUUGGGCCUCCACGUGCUUUUAAUUGUUUUAGCGGCAGUUAACACAGUUUCGGAAGUUUUAUUGUUUUCUCGGGCGUGAUUAGCCCAGUUACUUGCGCCGGAACUUGGCAGUCGUGCGCUUGGACCUUGGACACUACAGACUACAGGUCCAAGGGGCUCAACGUGCGAUGAUGUGCACAGCGCGAUACGCAAGGAAACGGUGCUCCGUGGAAGUGUGUGAAAGCGACACCGGCACGGCUGGCAUCUCGCUGCACCGGUUUCCCCUCGACUUUCGAAGAGACAACACAUGGCGCAAUUUCCAGCAAAAGCUCUCCAGGUUCAGCACUUGAGCAUGAGAGGAGUUCGCCAGCCUCAUCGAGCUGCACGUACUCCGGCCGCUCAGACUCGCGGAGUUCCUGACCACCAGUCUUCUGAAAUAAAUCUGUCAUGGAACGAAGUUGAUCACAGCUACGCUUUACGUCAUGGUGCUGCUCCUGCUCAAGAGUCCAGCGGGGACGUUGCUGCCAUGAAGAUUUUGGUUUCUUCACCGUCGCCUAGAGACUAUCUCUCUGGCUGCGCUGCUGAGCCUCCUUACAAAUCACCCGGCAAAAGCGGCAGCAUCGACAAGAAGGAGGUGAACACCCUGAGAACCAAGGUGCGACAGCUUCAAGAGCGUAACAAGAGGCUGAAAAGAAGGCUGCAACGGCAACGUCAGAUGAGGACUGUUGCCGAAGUCGUUGAGAGCGCCGCGUUCAUGUGUCUCCUGCUGUCGCUGCACUCUUUGAAGCCCAGCAUAGAAUGAGCAAUGUGAGCCGGUUUGGUCGGAGAUGAAUACAGCAGCAAAGUGUAAAGCUAGGCAGCAAGUGUACAGGCUACAUAUGUGAGACCACCCAGAGUACUUCUUAAAGCAGUGUGGGCAUGUUCUAUUCGAACCUUUAAUUUUCUUCG
This is a messenger RNA of Ixodes scapularis (black-legged tick), 962 nucleotides long. RefSeq lists its product as uncharacterized. Lineage: Eukaryota; Metazoa; Arthropoda; Arachnida; Ixodida; Ixodidae. The transcript is spliced from 5 exons. The record is from RefSeq and is a predicted model, not a curated record. Bases 322 to 816 code for a protein of 164 amino acids.